Molecule: messenger RNA, 1041 nt
Organism: Thermothielavioides terrestris NRRL 8126
Lineage: Eukaryota; Fungi; Ascomycota; Sordariomycetes; Sordariales; Chaetomiaceae
Exons: 2
Coding region: 104-904 (266 amino acids)
Biological process (GO): vacuolar proton-transporting V-type ATPase complex assembly
Cellular component (GO): endomembrane system
Source: RefSeq, a predicted model, not a curated record
CCCGAGCGUCCGCCCGCCAACAGGAACCGAGCAAACCGGGGCGUGCUGCAUCUCCCUCCACUUUUUGUAUCGUCCGAGAAACUCCAGGAUGGUUUUGCUUACAAUGACCCCUUCCAUCGUGGAAGGGUUGCAGAGGUUGAACCCCGCAGCAGCUCACCAGCAUAGCCAAGCGCUGCAGGCGCAGGGCGAUGAGCCGUCGCUCGAGGAUGCCGCCGUGGGCAAGCCGGUCUCGCACUCGCAAGUCGUAGACCUCUGGAGAGCGCUCCAGGAUGCCGGCCACGGCGAAUUCUCUCUGGAGUCGCUCCUAAGAGGGUCCAAGGUCUACAUCCCGCCGCCAGCCCCGAAGCCUGAGCCGUCGGACGAAUACAAGGCUUUGAUGGCCCGACUUCGCCACCAACAAGAGCAGCAAGAAUACGCACGCAUGACCAGUCCGUCGCGGCCAAUGGAGACAUUCUCCCAGCGGUUCCCGAACGGUGCAAGCAUCGCGCAAGCGUUUGCUGCGGUCAACCGGCCGAGUCGGGAGGAGGACCUCGGGGAUGACGACGUGACCUACAGCGACGUACACCGCCAGCUGAUGCUGAUCCUCAACUUUGUGGCGAGCAUCCUCGGUGUCGCGGCGACCCUUUGGAUCCUGGCCAGGUGGUGGAGUACACCAGCCAGGCUUCUCUUAACGAUGGGCGGAAGCGUGCUGGUUGGCAUUGCCGAGGUCGCCGUUUAUUCAGGAUAUGUGUGGCAUCUCGGUCAGGCCAAGAAGCAGGACAGGACGUUGAAGGAGGUCAAGGAGAUUGUGCAAACGUGGACUGUGGAGGGCCCCGAGCCGCAGCCCUCGGUGGUCGGUGGGCGAAGCCGAACCGAGGAUGGUACCGUUCGUGCCGUUCGGAGGCGGCAGCGGGAGGUCAAAUGAGUGAGAGAUACCUGCAGUUAUUCCAUGCCAGUAGCUUGUCUAGCAUCACAUGUUUAUGUCGGUUCACAAUUUCUUGAAGAGGCAAACCAUCAUGUGCUGUUCCUCAGUGUGCUGCGUAAGGUACCAAUCACGGGGAU